AUGGGUCUCGCUGUGUUGCCUCCGGACUUUGAGGACGAAGUGGUCCAGCCGACUGAUGUGCGACGAUAUGACGACCAUCCAGAGGACAGCGACACCUCCAUGGACGAGGCGGACGGUCGACCUUCCAAACGUGUUCGAUUGACAGAAUUGACAUCGGGCCAGAUAGUUCUCCCAGGAGAGGCUAUCACAGACGAUACACAAUGGAUGAGGGGUCACGGAACGUAUGUGACCGAUUCGUCGACAACAAUCAUCGCGACUCUAGCCGGGCUUUUGAAGACGACCAACAAGCUGCUUUCGGUGGCUCCUUUACGCGCGAGAUACACUCCCGAAAUAGGAGAUUUGGUGGUCGGCCGGAUCGUGGAAGUGCAAAAGAAUCGAUGGAAGGUGGAUGUUGCGGCGCCGUUACUUGCGCAGUUGCCUCUCUCAUCUAUCAACCUGCCAGGAGGGGUGUUGAGGCGGAGAACCACGGCGGACGAGCUACAAAUGCGGAACUACUUCCAGGAAGGCGAUCUGGUCGUCGCCGAAGUCCAGCAGAUCGGAAGCAGUGACGGCACUGCAAGCUUACAUACCCGGAGUCUGAAAUAUGGCAAGCUGCGCAACGGCAUGUUUCUGGCUGUCUCUGGCACAGGCGGAGGAGGUGGUGUCAUUCGAAGCCGGAGACAGGUGUUUACGAUCAACAGCGGUGCCCAAGGUGGCGGGGACGUGGAUGUCAUCCUUGGUGUCAACGGCUAUAUCUGGCUAAGCAAGCAUUUGGAACAAGCGGACGAUCAAGGCAGGAUGAGCGGUGGUGUCAGCAUCUCGAACCUGGACGAUGUGGUUAGCAGUGCCAUCUACUCGAGCCAGAACGACGAAAUCCCAGAAGGCACCCGACGUGAAAUCGCUCGGAUUUCGGAAUGCAUCAAGAUCUUGGCCGAGGACGGGGUCAGAGUCGACGAAGAUAGUGUCAUCAAGGCCUAUGAGGCUGCUGUUGACGCUGAGAUGAGUGUAUUGGACCAAGCAGGAACAGGAACUAGGGUCAGUGAGGAGGUGCGGAAAAGAAUCGUCGAUGCUGCGAUUCAUUGA
Exophiala dermatitidis NIH/UT8656 is the source of this 1062-nucleotide messenger RNA. RefSeq names its product RNA-binding protein Rrp4 and like protein. The record is from RefSeq and is a predicted model, not a curated record. Gene Ontology annotation, molecular function: RNA binding. The coding region runs from base 1 to 1062 and encodes 353 amino acids. Gene Ontology annotation, cellular component: nuclear exosome (RNase complex); cytoplasmic exosome (RNase complex). The transcript has 2 exons. NCBI's taxonomy places the organism in Eukaryota, Fungi, Ascomycota, Eurotiomycetes, Chaetothyriales, Herpotrichiellaceae. Gene Ontology annotation, biological process: nuclear polyadenylation-dependent rRNA catabolic process; poly(A)-dependent snoRNA 3'-end processing; U4 snRNA 3'-end processing.